This is a messenger RNA of Exaiptasia diaphana, 1274 nucleotides long. Its product is annotated as tumor suppressor candidate 2. Gene Ontology annotation, cellular component: mitochondrion. NCBI's taxonomy places the organism in Eukaryota, Metazoa, Cnidaria, Anthozoa, Actiniaria, Aiptasiidae. The coding region runs from base 72 to 395 and encodes 107 amino acids. The record is from RefSeq and is a predicted model, not a curated record. Gene Ontology annotation, biological process: regulation of mitochondrial membrane potential. The transcript has 2 exons.
CAAAAACAACUAAAUACAAGAUGAAMAUGAGUAGUUUGUGAUUGAUAAUUCCUCUUUAGGAAGAUUUUAAAAUGGGAUCUAUGGUAUCUCAUAUGUAUCGAGGUGUUCAGUACAUGAUAGGAUGUGGUGGGUACUCUUCUAAAGCCUUACCUAGCCCUGAUACUUUGCAUAAAGCCAAUGCUCUAGUGUGGCGAAGAACUGGCUCUAUGUAUUUUGAUGAAGAUGGAGAUCUAGCACAUGAAUUUUAUGAAGAAGUUAAGCCAACAACUAAAGGAGAAAAGGCUUGGAUGAGACCAUUGACAGACAGACUUUCACCACAAGGAGUUGUUCCUCUGCAAGUCCCAAGAUUACAUGUAGACUUUCCUUACGUUAUGUGUGAAGCAUGGACWUCAUGACAACAGCUGCUGAUAGAAUCUAACAAAUUUCCAAAAUCAAUAUAAAUGCAUAAUCCUAUUAGUAUCUUGGAAUAUCCAAGAUUUACUUCUUUUAUUUCACACAAACAAUCACUGAAACCAAGUGUACAUAURUAAUUCAAAGGCGAAUACUUGUAACAAGAAUCAAAAGUCCUGGGUUUUUCUUUUGUUUAUGAACAAUCUAUAUGUUUGUUCAUAUUAUAUUUCAAAGGAAUGAAGUACAAGGKCUUCAAUGAAAGUUGUAAAUAAUGAGAUGGCGACAGUGAUGAAUUGAUGCUUGUAAAGGUUCGGUGAAAUUCAUGUGUAAUAUAUAUCGUAGUAUUAGUUAUUGUACAGUCAACUAGUCACUCUAAUUUACAGCACUUGAUUCACUUUAUCAAUCGAUUCAUUUCGAGUYUGAUUGAUAUUAGCUUUUAUGGAUCCUCGAAAUUAUGGCAUCAUUCAUAGCUAAUAAAUGUAAAUAAAGUGCAAACAGAAGAGUGAUUUUGUCUGUGGAACUCUAAGGUACCAUUACAGCCACUUAUAAUUCAUAAGCUUAUCAAAGAGACUGUUGAACACUUCGACAGUGUUACAAUUUCUGGCAUAGAAAGUCACAAAGAUUUAAGUCACUGACACUCUAGACAUUAAAGAAAUAACAUUUGCAAAAUAUUAAUCAUUGAUUUCUUUUAUUGUGAUAUGAUUUGUUUAUUAGAAAAUAUUAUCCUGUUAUAAUUGUUGAAUAAUUAUAUUUUAUCAUUAAAUAGUGGCAUUGGAGGUGCAACAGUAAUAAGAGAAAAUUUCCUUAAUAAAUUAGUCAAAUGUGAAAUGUUGGAUCACCAAACACCAUURAACAGAAACCAUCAAACAUGGUUUUAAAAAUCA